Scomber scombrus (Atlantic mackerel) is the source of this 6614-nucleotide messenger RNA. It is a transcript of the gene hcfc1a, whose product is annotated as host cell factor C1a. The transcript has 28 exons. Gene Ontology annotation, cellular component: histone methyltransferase complex. Bases 145 to 5172 code for a protein of 1675 amino acids. The record is from RefSeq and is a predicted model, not a curated record. Lineage: Eukaryota; Metazoa; Chordata; Actinopteri; Scombriformes; Scombridae. Gene Ontology annotation, biological process: regulation of DNA-templated transcription; chromatin remodeling. Gene Ontology annotation, molecular function: protein binding; transcription coactivator activity.
CCGCCUCUGGUUGUCAAGAAGAUGGCAGCUUCCAGGCAGGCAUGAGAGGAAAUACUUCUUCACUAAGCGAAUGAAUUUGGAUUAUUGCCGCCAGAUAAGACCACACAUCCGUGCUUUUUCGACUACUGCAUCGAAAUAAAAGUCAUGUCUGCUCCUGGUUCCGCGGUGUCGGUCCUGCAGCCGCGGUGGAAGCGGGUCCUCGGAUGGUCCGGUCCUGUCCCCCGGCCCAGACAUGGACACAGAGCUGUAGCUAUAAAGGAGCUUAUGGUUGUCUUUGGCGGUGGAAACGAAGGGAUAGUGGAUGAAUUACAUGUAUACAACACCGCAACAAACCAGUGGUUUAUCCCAGCGGUCCGUGGCGACAUCCCCCCCGGUUGUGCUGCCUAUGGUUUUGUCUGUGAUGGCACAAGAUUGCUGGUGUUUGGUGGUAUGGUGGAGUAUGGAAAGUACAGCAACGAUCUCUAUGAACUACAGGCCAGCAGAUGGGAAUGGAAAAAAUUGAAAGCAAAAAACCCGAAGAAUGGGCCCCCUCCUUGUCCUCGUCUUGGCCACAGUUUUUCCCUGGUGGGCAACAAAUGCUACCUGUUUGGUGGCUUAGCCAAUGACAGCGAAGACCCAAAAAACAACAUUCCCAGAUACCUGAAUGAUCUGUACACACUCGAGCUUCGUGCGGGUUCCAGUGUGGUUGGGUGGGAUAUUCCAAUUACAUAUGGAGUCCUGCCUCCCCCUCGUGAGAGCCACACAGCUGUGGUAUACACAGAAAAGACAAGCAGGAAAUCACGCCUGAUAAUCUAUGGAGGGAUGAGCGGUUGUCGUCUCGGAGAUCUUUGGACACUUGAUAUUGAUACCCUGACAUGGAAUAAACCAUCAGUAAGCGGCACAGCACCACUUCCCAGAAGUCUUCACUCUGCCACCACCAUCACAAACAAGAUGUAUGUUUUUGGAGGAUGGGUUCCUUUGGUAAUGGAUGAUGUCAAGGUGGCCACACAUGAGAAGGAGUGGAAGUGUACAAACACUCUUGCCUGUCUAAAUCUAGACUCGAUGUGUUGGGAGACAGUGUUGAUGGAUACUCUCGAAGACAACAUCCCCAGGGCUCGUGCUGGCCAUUGUGCUGUGGCAAUCAACUCCAGACUAUAUGUUUGGAGUGGCCGUGAUGGUUAUCGUAAAGCUUGGAACAACCAAGUCUGUUGUAAAGACCUCUGGUACCUGGAAACAGAACGGCCACAUGCCCCUGCCAGGGUGCAGUUAGUCCGUGCCAACACAAAUUCUCUGGAGGUGAGCUGGGGUGCCGUAUCCACGGCUGACACCUACUUGCUGCAACUGCAGAAAUAUGACAUCCCUGCAACUCCAGCUGCAGCUUCACCAGUCAUGAGUGCAACCCCCUCGCAGCCUGUGAACUCUCCAAAGAGCCCCGCACCAGCUGCUGCAGCACCCUCUGCUCAGAGCCUACCACAGACAGCUGUAUUAAAGGUUGCAGCUCCGCAGGCUGCCACAGGCGCAUCUGUUGUCACAGUACGCCCCAGCCAGCCUGGGAAAUCCCCUGUCACUAUGACAUCCCUUCCUCCAGGUGUCCGAAUGGUAAUGCCUGCCCAGACCACCCAAGGAUCGCCAAUUGGAAGUAGCCCUCAGAUGAGUGGCAUGGCAGCUUUAGCUGCUGCAGCAGCAGCAACACAGAAGAUCCCGCCCUCGUCUGCAGGCACUGUCCUCAAUGUUCCUGCAGGUGCCACCAUUCUCAAAACUGUAGCGGUUUCCCCCGGCACAACCACAAUGAAAGUGGCAUCUCCGGUCAUGGUCAGUAACCCAGCCACCCGGAUGCUAAAAACUGCUGCAGCCCAGGUGGGCACAGCAACUGGGUCCUCUCCCACCACCACCACCAGACCCAUCAUCACUGUGCACAAGUCUGGUGCAGUCACAGUGGCCCAGCAGGCCCAGGUGGUAACCACUGUGGUGGGAGGAGUUACCAAGACCAUCACUCUUGUCAAGAGUCCCCUCACCAGUGGAACUCUGAUCUCCAACCUUGGCAAGAUGAUGUCUGUUGUACAAACCAAGCCAGUGCAGACAUCAGCUGUCACAGGCCAGACUUCCACUAACCCUCUCACACAGCUCAUACAGACAAAGGGUCCCCUCCCAGCCGGAACCAUUCUGAAGCUGGUGACAUCUGCAGAUGGAAAGCCCACAACCAUCAUCACCACUUCCCAGGCAGGAGGCACAGGAAACAAGCCCCAUAUCCUCAACAUCAGUGGCGUCUCUCCUACCACCACUAAGCAGGGCACCACAAUCAUUAAGACCAUCCCCAUGUCGGCCAUCAUGAGCCAGCCUGGAGCCACAGGUGUAACAAGCAGUGCAGGAAUGAAAACGCCUAUCACAAUCCUCACCACAAAGGUGAUGACUACUGGAACUCCUGGUAAAAUCAUCACUGCGGUGCCCAAACUUGCCACAGCAGCUGGCCAGCAGGGACUGACACAGGUGGUUUUAAAGGGCGCUCCUGGGCAGCCAGGAACUAUUUUGCGCACUGUGCCCAUGAGCACAGUAGGUGGUGUACGACUUGUUACGCCAGUGACUGUGUCUGCUGUAAAGCCUGCUGUCACCACUCUGGUUGUCAAGGGGACUACUGGUGUCACCACUCUUGGGACGGUCACUGGUACAGUCUCUUCUAGCCUGGCUGGGGGCACUGUGGAUAGCUCCAAUGCAUCUCUGGUUACCCCCAUCACCACACUGGGAACCAUUGCUACCUUGUCCAGCCAGGUCAUCAGCCCAUCUGCGAUAACUGUGUCCACUGCUCAGACCAGUCUGACUUCUGCUUCCACACUGCCCUCCUCCACCAUCACAGUGCAGAACCAGCCCACCCAGGUGACUUUGAUCACAACUCCCAGUGGUGUAGAAGCCCAACCAGUCCAGGAUCUACCAGUGUCUAUUCUGGCAUCACCAACCUCUGAGCAGCCCAGCUCCACGGAGGCUGGAGCCGCUGGAGAGGGCUCGGGGACCGUCACCUUGGUCUGCUCUAACCCGCCCUGUGAGACCCAUGAGACGGGAACCACCAACACAGCCACCACCUCCUCUGCUGCAAUGGGAGCAGGGCAGGUGUGUUCGAACCCACCCUGCGAAACCCACGAAACAGGAACCACCAACACAGCCACAACGGCAUCUUCGAACAUGUCUGUGCCGCGCGUGUGCUCCAACCCACCAUGUGAGACUCAUGAAACUGGGACGACAAACACAGCUACCACAGCAUCGGCUAACAUGGGAGGAACCCAGCAGGUAUGCUCCAACCCACCUUGUGAGACUCACGUGACAGGCACCACCAACACAGCCACCCAGGCAUCUUCUAACAUGAACGCAGGCCAGACUGGCACAGUACAGAGGGUGUGCUCCAACCCGCCAUGUGAAACCCACGAGACAGGGACCACCAACACCCCGUCCACAGCCACCUCCAGUAUGGGAGGAGAACAGACCAGCACACCAGCAGGCGUGGUUCAGAGGGUUUGCUCAAACCCACCUUGUGAAACACACGAGACUGGGACCACCAACACAGCUACCACUGCCACCUGCAAUAUGGAGACAGGCGAAGGCACAGCAGCCCAACAGACAGAGGAGGGAGCAGAAGGCACCAGCAGCACAGAAGUGGCCUCCUCCACUGCAGCAUCUGGCAUGGUUACCACCACCCAGGGCAGGGCGAUCACUACCGUUACUCAGUCCACACCAGCUCCUGGACCCUCUGUACCUUCGAUCUCGUCAAUCACAGAAGGAGUGACUACUGCUGCCAGCUCUACAGAGGAACCCAUGCAGACUGAUGAGACAGCGUCAGCAGAAGCUGCACCGGCAGAGGAGGGACCCGCUGCCAUGGAGACACAAGCAGAGGGAGAAGCAGCAGCAGCGACAGCCUUGAACCUGCCUUCAGAGCUUAUGUCUGAGGGCCAGGGAGCCACGCUGAUGGUAACAGGGCUGUCGGACGAGGAGCUGGCAGUGACUGCAGCAGCAGAGGCAGCUGCUCAGGCAGCAGCAACUGAAGAAGCUCAGGCCCUCGCUAUUCAGGCUGUCCUCCAGGCUGCCCAGCAAGCUGUAAUGAAUGAGAGUGAAUCAGCUGGAGAGAGUCAGCAGCCCACCAACAUCCCCAUCAUGUUGACCCAGCAGGAGCUUGCAGCACUGGUACAGCAGCAGCAGCAGCUGCAGGAGGCUCAGGCUGCUGCCCAGCAGGCCUCCGUAGACACAAGCUUGCCAACUGAGGGUCUUGCCCCUGCUGACAGCCUCAACGAUCCUUCUGUCGAGAGCAAUGGACACAAUGAGAUGGCUGCUGCAGUCACUAGUGCUGUGGCGUCUCUGCUGCCACGCACCACAGCUGAGACACUAGCUCCAUCAAGUACGUUUGCACCGUCUGUAUCGGUGGCAAGUCCAGCCAAGCUGCAAGCAGCAGCUGCUUUAGCAGAAGUCGCCAAUGGCAUUGAGGGAGAAAAACAAGCUCCUCAGCCAACCCCAGUGAAGCCUGUUGUAAAGAAAGAGAACCAGUGGUUUGAUGUUGGAAUCGUUAAAGUCACAAAUAUGGUUGUCACCCACUUUUAUGUGCCAGCAGAUGAUUCUCAAGGAGAUGAUGACUCUGGCAUCGUGCCAGACUAUGGCCAGAUGAAGAAAAUGGAGCUGCAGCCCGGAACAGCUUAUAAGUUCCGUGUUGCUGGAAUCAACGCUUGUGGUCGUGGAUCUUUCUCAGAGAUAUCUGCGUUUAAGACUUGCCUACCAGGGUUCCCAGGUGCACCUUGUGCCAUCAAAAUCAGCAAGAGCCCAGAUGGUGCCCACCUGACCUGGGAGCCACCCUCGGUGACGUCGGGGAAGAUCAUUGAGUACUCUGUGUACCUGGCCAUCCAGAGCAACCAGACAGCUGAAGCGAAGGCCUCCACCCCCGCCCAGCUAGCCUUUAUGCGUGUGUACUGUGGACCCAACCCCUCUUGCCUGGUGCAGUCGUCCAGCCUCUCGAACGCCCACAUCGACUACACCACCAAGCCAGCCAUCAUCUUCCGCAUCGCUGCCCGCAACGAGAAGGGCUAUGGUCCUGCCACCCAAGUCCGAUGGCUACAGGAGUCUGGUAAAGAUGCUGCCUCUGCAAAACCGGCCCCCAAAAGACCAGGCACCUCUCCCGAUACUAAGGCUGCUGGUCCAAAGAAAGCAAGGACGGACCAGUGAGGUUGCCCAGAGACCCCUCCCAGUCUUUUGUCCUUUUUUCAACUUGGUGUCCUUUUAUCAGGAAGACUGACCUUCACCCCUCCACCUCUUCAUCCUCAUCCUAAUCUCAUCCUCCACCCUCAAGUCUCAGAUCAAGACAGCAAUGGAGGCAGAACAACCGUAUGAAGCCGAGAUGAAAGUCAAUCUGAGAGAUGUUUCUGUAGAUAAAACCCUCCUUCCUCGUUCUGUUGGUCGUACUAUUUUUAGAGCAACACAAACUUAGAAGCACAUUAUCUUUUUCAGUCACAUCCCCUUCCAUCCUUUUAACAUCUAUUUUUGGCUUGUUUCAGUAGUUGAGCAGUAUAAAGAAGCAUUUACAUCUCUCACAAACUGGGAGCCAGCCUGAGCGCAACAAUGUUACUAUUUUUUUUUUUCUUCGUCUUUUGUUUUGUGAAUCCUGGGGGGGAUGUAGAGAGAGACUACAUGAAAUGAUGUACAGUGUUGAGAAAAAAAAGGCUGUGGAGUUAUUAGUUUAGAUGAGAGGAAAAAUCGGUAUGGAAACAAAUAAAGCACUUGUCCUCAAACGAAAGAGGACAUAAUUUUUUUCCUUUCUUUUUUGCUCAAAACAAAUUUGCUUCAUCGAGAACCAAGUCUGUACUGUUGUUGUACUGGACUCCAGUCUGCUGGUAAUGUCAUCACUGUGCGCUUUUUACCCAAGAUGAGGACUGUUGGCCGACACUUUGAAGUGGACAAAAAAAAGAAUGACAAAGGAAGAGAUUUGUAGAGAAUUAACGACAGACUUUGCUAGGACUGAGACUUGCAGCACACACACAAAAAAAUCUUGCAAAACCUUCCCAAAAAAUUAGCAAGCAAUGAUGCAGAAGAUCUUUUGUGUAGUUUAUUUUUGUAUUUUUUAAGCUUUUUUUUUUUCCUCCUGUGUGUAUGUGUAUGUUGUGCAUUUUUAAAGCAUCACUUUUUUUAACUGUUGUUCAUCCCCAUAGUUUGUGUUCGUGGGAAGAUGGGUGGCUGUGUUGAGGUUGCCACUAUAUUUUUAAAAAAAAAAACCUUCAUUCAGUUGGUCGUAUGUUCUUGUUGUUAACAGACGGUAAUGAAAGAGAAAGACUUUUGUAUUUGUUCAAAGUAGAACCGCAGAGGUUAUAGGACUGAAGGGAACUUUGAAGUGGACCCAGGGAGAGGAGAGUUUUUACUUUUGUUUACUUCAACUUACUCAAUGCUUGUUUCUUUGUUUGCCAAACAUGGAAUUUUCACGGUGUAUGAAGAAGACAACAUCACAUCUUUCAUACCUUUUUCCCCCUUUAACAUCCCAACCAGUUGUCCUGCGCUUUUUAUGCUCAUGAAUGUGGUAUUUCACCUCUUUAAUUUUUAGAAUGGCAAAUUAUAUUAGUAGACAUUUUCCCUAUCCUAUUGAUGUAUGUGAAUCCAUUUAAUAAAUUUUAAUUUUU